Molecule: messenger RNA, 1643 nt
Organism: Notolabrus celidotus (New Zealand spotty)
Lineage: Eukaryota; Metazoa; Chordata; Actinopteri; Labriformes; Labridae
Product: keratin, type I cytoskeletal 13-like
Exons: 8
Coding region: 101-1390 (429 amino acids)
Molecular function (GO): structural molecule activity
Source: RefSeq, a predicted model, not a curated record
CCUCCCUCCAUCAAACUGCACAGUCCUGCUACAGUCCACAGCUGUAUAACGGUCCUCUCUUCUCGUGUACUCUCUCUUCACCAGCAGACGGUCGGGCAUCAUGUAUCACAGCCAUAGCAUCCACACUGGUCCUGUGAUGAGGCAGAGCCGCAGCUACACAUCCAGUGCUGCGCCCCACAAGGCCCACAGCGUGUCAGGCCUCAGCUUCAGGCAAGGUCCUCGCAUCUCCUCCACUCAAGUUCGCACCGUCUCCUCUGGGUAUGGAGGUGGCAUGGGGUACGGAGGCGGCAUGGGGCUCGGAGGUGGCAUGGGGAUGGGCGGUGGCAUGGGGAUGGGCGGUGGUGCUGGAUUUGACCUGUCCAAUGCCCUGGACCAGAGCAGCGUUCACCUGAACGAGAAGGCCACCAUGCAGAACCUGAAUGACCGUCUGGCCUCAUACCUGGAGAAGGUCCGCUCUCUGGAGGCAGCCAACAGCAAGCUGGAGCUGCAGAUCAGAGAGUACUACGAGCAGAAGGGCCCAGCAGCAGAGAGGGACUACAGCAACUACUGGGCCAUUAUCAAUGACCUGAAGGACAAGAUUGCCGCCGCCACCAUCGGCAAUGCCAACGUCCUGCUCCAGAUUGACAACUCCAAACUGGCUGCUGAUGACUUCAAGACCAAAUUCGAUCAUGAGCUGAUGAUGCGCCAGUCUGUUGAGGCUGACAUCGCCAACCUGCGCCGUCUGCUGGACCAGACCACCCUUACCAAGGCUGACCUGGAGAUGCAGAUCGAGGGCCUGCAAGAUGAGCUGGCCUACCUCAAGAAGAAUCACGCAGAGGAACUGGCAGCACUUCGCUCUCAGCUUUCAGGCACAGUCAACGUGGAGGUGGAUGCUGCACCCCAACAAGACCUUAACAAAGUCUUGGAGGAUAUCCGCGCCCAGUACGAAUCCAUCACUGACAAACAUCGUCGAGACCAAGAGGCCUGGUUCAGUGAGAAGUCGUCCACACUGAGCAAGGAAGUGGCCAUGAGCACAGAGACAAUCCAGACGUCCAAGACAGAGAUCAAUGACCUGCGGCGCACACUGCAGGGCCUGGAGAUUGAGCUGCAGUCUCAGCUCAGCAUGAAAGCGGCUCUGGAGAACACACUGGGUGAAACAGAGGCUCGGUACAGCGCCAUGCUAGCCGGUUACCAGAACACAAUCAACAUGCUCGAAGGCGAUCUCGCCAAUGUAAGGGCUAGCAUCGAGCAGCAGGGCCAGGACUACAGGAUGCUGCUUGACAUCAAGAGCAGGCUGGAGCAGGAGAUCUCGACCUACAGGAGCCUGCUGGAGACAGAGGAGUCCAGACCAAUGGGCUCAGGGGGCACAAAAACCACACUCACAACCACCACUGUGCGCAGCUCCAGCUAGGAGGUCCAACUGGCAGGACAUGCUGUUCUCAGACACACACACACACACAGAUACUCAAACAGAACACACUCUUAUGAAGAAAAGCUGUUACGAGAGAUGACUGAAACUGUACUGAAAAGACUGAGAGAAGUAGAAAAUGAAGUGUAAAGUGAAGUGAGAAACAAUGUUUGCAAAGAAGAAGAAAUGUCGACUUAAUGUGUUUGUGUGUGUGUGUGUGAACUGUCUGACAAAUAAAAAUGGCUGGUGUAUACAA